Messenger RNA from Taeniopygia guttata (zebra finch), 3968 nucleotides. RefSeq names its product suppressor of cytokine signaling 7 (gene SOCS7). Gene Ontology annotation, biological process: phosphatidylinositol phosphate biosynthetic process; intracellular signal transduction. Gene Ontology annotation, molecular function: 1-phosphatidylinositol-3-kinase regulator activity. Gene Ontology annotation, cellular component: phosphatidylinositol 3-kinase complex. The record is from RefSeq and is a predicted model, not a curated record. Lineage: Eukaryota; Metazoa; Chordata; Aves; Passeriformes; Estrildidae.
GCGGCGGCCGCCGGUGCCGGUGCGGUCCCGGUGCGGUGCCGGUCCCCGCGGGCCAUGCGGCGGCCGUAGCCAUGCAGCGCGACGGGGAUGCGGCGGCGGCCGCCGCGGCCUCGUACCGGGUGCUCAGCCGGCUGCUGGGCUAUGGCACCGGGCCGGAGGCGGGCGCGGCGGGCGGUACCGGUGCCGGUACCGGUACCGGCGCGGCGGGCGGGGGGCGGCUGCUGCCGGGGGCCGGACCGGCGCUGCGCAGCCCGCGGCCGCAGCUGAUGGUUUUCCGCAACGCGGCGGCCGAGGGCCGGCCCGGCGAGGACUGCGGCCCGGCGGCGGCGGCGGCGGCGGCGGGCGGGGGGGUCCCGGCGGGCGGCGGGGCCGAGCUGUGCCCGCGGCACCGCUGCGCGCUGGAGCCCAAAGCGGCGGCGGGCUGGGGAGCGGCGGCGCAGAGCGGGCUGGAGCUGCAGCUGGCGGCGCUGGGGCUGCGCCCGCCGGGGCUGGCGGCGAAGGCGGCGGCGGGCACGGGGGGCACCCCCUGCCCGUGCCUCGGGCCGCCCGCCGGCGAGGAGACCAGCGAUGCGCUGCUGGUGCUCGAGGCGCUGGAGCCCGACGAGGGCGGCAGCGGCUCCGAGGACGAGCCGGGGUCCCCGGGGCGCGGGGCCGCCCGCGCCGCCGGCAGAACGGCGGGUACCGGCCCCGCGCCGCCGCCCGCGGGCACCGGCACCGGCACCGGCCCCGGCGGCAGGAAGGGCUCGCUCCGCAUCCGCCUCAGCCGCCUCUUCCGCACCAAGAGCUGCAGCGGCGGAUCGGCCGCCGGGGACGCCGCCAGCGCCGCCGCCUCGGCCGGGAGCCUCACGGAUGUGUGCGGGGCCCGCGGCCGCGAGCAGGAGCCGGGCAGGAAACACAGACUGACGAGAACCCAAAGUGCCUUUUCCCCGGUCGUGUUCAGCCCCCUCUUCACAGGCGAGACGGUGUCGCUGGUGGACGUGGACAUUUCCCAGCGAGGGCUCAGCUCCCCUCAGCCGCCGACGCCUCCGCCGCCGCCCCGCCGGAGCCUCAGCCUGCUGGAUGAUUUCAGCGGGACGCUGCCUCCGGCCGUGCUGCUGGGGCCCGUGGGCUCCUCCCUGCAAUCCUUCCCGCUGCCGCCGCCUCCGCCGCCCCACGCCGCAGACGCCUUUCCCCGGCCGGCGCCGCUGCGGCCGCCCGAGGCCCCGGGCCCGCCGCCCCUGCCCUGUCCCCUGGCCCGGCCCGACCCCGGCAGCUUCGCCGCCAGCCUCAGGGAGCUGGAGAAGUGCGGGUGGUACUGGGGCCCCAUGAACUGGGAGGACGCCGAGAUGAAGCUGAAGGGAAAACCCGACGGAUCCUUCCUGGUGCGGGACAGCUCCGACCCCCGCUACAUCCUGAGCCUGAGCUUCCGCUCGCAGGGAAUCACGCACCACACCCGCAUGGAGCACUACCGAGGGACCUUCAGCCUGUGGUGCCACCCCAAGUUCGAGGACCGCUGCCAGUCCGUGGUGGAGUUCAUCAAGAGGGCGAUCAUGCACUCCAAAAACGGGAAAUUCCUCUACUUCCUGCGCUCCCGGGUCCCAGGUCUCCCUCCGACGCCCGUCCAGCUCCUGUAUCCCGUCUCCAGGUUCAGCAACGUCAAAUCCCUGCAGCACCUUUGCCGCUUCCGCAUCCGGCAGCUGGUCCGGAUCGACCACAUUCCCGAGCUCCCGCUGCCCAAGCCCCUGAUCUCCUACAUCCGCAAGUUCUACUACUACGACCCGCAGGAGGAGCAGUACCUGUCCCUCAAGGAGGCCCAGCUCAUCUCCCGACAGAAGCAGGAGCCGGAAUCCUCCACGUAGCGGAGCCGGCCCGGCACCCACGGAAUUUGGUUGUUGCCCUCCUGCCGUGGUGGGGAGGAAGCCAAGCUGCUCCUGCUGCUGCUGCUGCUGCUCUUUUCCCUGGAGGAGAGGGCCCAGCAUUCCCAGGAAUCCCAGGAAUCCCAGCAUUCCCAGGAAAGCCAGCAGAGCAGGAUUCCUCCUGGGAAAAGGAAUCCCGGCCCCGCGGGAUCCCUGCGGAACGAAGAAUGUCACGGCACUAUUCCCAAGUUUUCCUGGAAGUUUUCAGUUUGGAUUGUCUUUGGAUUUUUUCUUUUUUUUUUAUUUUUUUUGAUUUUUCAGCAUGAGGAAGAAAAAAAAACAACUGGAUUUUCUGAUCCCACCUUGGAGGAAUUUCAAGGGGAAUUUUCUGGGAAGAUCCCUCUGUUCCCAAGGCUUUGAUCCUCACUGGAGAGCUGCAAAUGGAGCCAAGGGGUUGGAAUAACCCCUGGGAAUAACCCCUGGGAAUAAACAAAAUGUGGAAUUCUCAGCAGCUCCACCCACUUCCCAGGAUUUUGGGAAAAAGAGAUCCAAACCCUCCUGGGGAAAAGCUUGAAGAAGAAGAAGAGGAAGGAAGAGGGUUGGGAUAUGAUGGAUCCGAAGGGAACAUUCCUGAAAAAGCUGCUGGAAUUUCUGGAGCUCUCCCUGGAUCCUGCGGGGAUCCCAAAAUUUGGGAUGGGCCCAGCCUAUCCCUGGUGGAUUCCAGAGGCUGGGAAUGAAGAUUUCCUCUGGUGGAUCCUCCUGGAGCAGCUCCCUCCUCCCCCUGGGAUAUUUGGGAACGGCAAAUCCAGGAGAGUCGUGGAAUCUUUCCCGAUUUUUGGGCACAAAUUCCCUCCCUCACCCCUUUGGGAUCCCGGGCUGCUGCUCCAUCCCCUGAGCGGGAAUUCCAUGGGGGAACUUCCAGCUGGGAAUUCAAGGAGCAGCAUUCCAGUGCUCUGAAUCCAAGGAAUUGCCCCAUCCUGCUGGAGCUGAGGAUUCCCUGGGAGCUGCCAGGACCUGGAAUUCUUGUGGAUUUUAAUGGAAAAGAAAAUAAUUCCAAGCUGCUUUGCCAUGAAAGGUGCUACAAAUCCUGCCCUGCCUGCCUCCUCCAGCUGGGAUUUGGAGGGAAAAAACAAACAAGCAAAAAAAACCACAAUCCUUAAAAAAAAUUCCAGGUUUCUGGGUGAAACCGAGCUUGAAAAAUCCAUGGAAAUACCUCGUGGGACUGUGUGAGGGAAAACCUUCCUAAAAGCCAGGCCUGCUCCAGCUUUUCAUCCCAAAAAAACCCCAAAAAACAAAACAAGAGACUCUGGAGGAAAAAAAAAGAAGGAAAAAAAGAAAAGUGGAUCAGGGAUGGAUAAUGGGAUGCAGGGAAUUUGGGAAGGUGGGAGGGAAAAUCCAGGGGAAAUCCUGUUUUUUCCGUGGGGUGGUGGUGGCAGCAUUCCCACUUUUCUUUGGGAAUGGGGGCACUGGGAAUGGGAGCUGGGGUUUUUUUUUUGGGUUUUUUUUUGCCACCUUUGGGUGCUCCCAAUCCCCCAAAAACUCAUCCUGGGGUGUUCCAGUGACCCGAAAUCCCACCCUGGGGUGCUCCCAGUGCCACUUGGGGGUUUUCCCAGUGCUCCCAGUCCCUAAAAAUCCACCCUGGGUGCUCCCAGUACCCCAAAAUCCCACCCUGGGGUGCUCCCAGUCCCUAAAAAUUCUCCCUGGGGUGCUCCCAGUGCUCCCAGUGCCCCAAAAUCCCAUCCUGGGCAGCUCCCAGUUCUCCCAGUGCCACCCUGGGGUGUUCCCAGUCCCUAAAAAUUCAAACUGGGGAGCUCCCAGUGCCACCUUGGGAUGCUCCCAGUGCCCCAAAAUCCAUCUUGGGGUGCUCCCAGUCCCUAAAAAUUCCCACUGGGGUGCUCCCAGUGCCCCAAAAUCCACCCUGGGUAGCUCCCAGUGCUCCCAGUGCCACCUUGGGGUGCUCCCAGUGCCACCCUGGGGAGCUCCCAGUGCUCCCAGUGCUCCCAGUCCAGGGCUUCACCCCAAAUCCCAGGAAUUUCACGGGAUCCAGCCUCACCUUUGGAGGAGGAACGAGCAAAUUCCAGCAGCUCCCAGGGCAGGAGAUUCCCAGGAUUUUGGGAAUCACCCUUUGGAAUU